Molecule: messenger RNA, 609 nt
Organism: Bombina bombina (fire-bellied toad)
Lineage: Eukaryota; Metazoa; Chordata; Amphibia; Anura; Bombinatoridae
Product: receptor expression-enhancing protein 6-like
Exons: 1
Coding region: 1-609 (202 amino acids)
Source: RefSeq, a predicted model, not a curated record
AUGCCGUCCUUCCGCAAACGCAUUAAAAACUACCUGAAUGGAGACUCGGUGGUGUUGCGACUGCUGGGCAAGGUGGAAGAGAAAACCGGCAUAAAGAAGUAUUAUCUUGUGACAGGUUCUGUUUGCACUUUAGGACUCUACCUUAUAUUUGGUUAUGGAGCGUCUCUAGUCUGCAAUCUUAUUGGUUUUAUGUAUCCAGCCUACACAUCGAUCAAAGCAAUUGAAAGCGCAGAUAAAAAGGAUGACACAAUAUGGCUGACUUAUUGGGUCGUUUAUGGAGUGUUCAGUGUGGUGGAAUUCUUCUCUGAUAUAUUUCUCUUUUGGUUUCCCUUUUACUACCUUGGAAAGUGCGCCUUUCUCCUUUGGUGUAUGGCUCCAUUCUCCUGGAAUGGUUCCCAGAUUCUUUAUGAAUGCUUCAUCCGUCCAUUUUUCUUGAAACACCAUCAAACUGUAGAUAGUGUUGUAAGUGAUCUCGGAGGACAUGCGCUAAGCACAGCAGAGGCAGUCACAAGGGAAGUCCUGCAGACUCUCACUAGCAGCAGAUCUCUACUGGCACGAGAGAGGGGGCAGCAGGCCCUCCCCAGCACCUCUCAUACAAAGGAAUCUUGA